AUGACAGAGAAGGAAGUGCCAGAGCCACCAGCUUCACCUGCUUCAGGUGGGAAACCCAAAAGCAGGCUACAGAAGCUGAAGCAACUUUUCCAGCGAAAGCCCAAGGAGGAGACAGCGCCAGAGCCGCAGCCCAAUGGGGAGCUGGUCAGCCCCUCGGGGGGGCCCAUCUACUACAUCUACGAGGAGGAGGAAGAGGAGGAAGAGGAGGAGGAGCCUGAGCCCCCUCCUGAGCCCCAGAAACUUGUCAAUGACAAACCCCACAAGUUCAAAGAUCACUACUUCAAAAAGCCCAAGUUCUGUGACGUUUGUGCCCGCAUGAUUGUCCUCAACAACAAAUUUGGCCUGAGGUGCAAGAACUGCAAAACCAACAUCCACCACCACUGCCAGUCCUACGUGGAGAUGCAGCGUUGCUUCGGCAAAAUUCCACCAGGGUUUCGCCGGGCAUACAGCUCACCCCUCUACAGUGACCAGCAAUAUGCCUGCGUCAAGGAGCUGCUCUCGGCAGCCAACAGGAGCGACCCUGUGUUCGAGACCCUGCGGACAGGUGUCAUCAUGGCCAACAAGGAGCGCAAGAAAGGACAGGACGACAAGAAAAACCCUUUGGCUGCUAUGAUGGAUGAGGAACCAGAGGCCACAAAGCCAGAAGGGGGCAAAACUGAAGGUGGUACCUCUGAAGGGGACAAGAAGACUGAGAAGAGCCCAACAGAUGACAAGAACAAGAAGCCACAGCCAGGGAUUCGUGGUGGCUAUCUGCAGUCUCACUAUUUUGUGGCACUUUAUCGCUUCAAAGCCCUGGAGAAAGAUGACCUGGAUUUCCCGCCAGGGGAGAAGAUCACGGUGGUCGAUGACUCCAAUGAGGAGUGGUGGCGGGGGAAGAUUGGUGAAAAAAUUGGCUACUUCCCUCCAAACUUCAUUAUCCGGGUGCGGGCAGGCGAGCGGGUGCACAAGGUGACGCGCUCCUUUGUGGGCAACCGGGAGAUCGGGCAGAUCACGCUCAAGAAGGAUCAGAUUGUGGUACAGAAAGGUGAGGAGGUGAAUGGUUACGUCAAAGUCUACACCGGCCGCAAAGUGGGGCUCUUCCCUGUGGACUUCCUGCAGGAGAUCUGA
Messenger RNA from Balearica regulorum gibbericeps (East African grey crowned-crane), 1107 nucleotides. NCBI's taxonomy places the organism in Eukaryota, Metazoa, Chordata, Aves, Gruiformes, Gruidae. The record is from RefSeq and is a predicted model, not a curated record.